Molecule: messenger RNA, 3730 nt
Organism: Manihot esculenta (cassava)
Lineage: Eukaryota; Viridiplantae; Streptophyta; Magnoliopsida; Malpighiales; Euphorbiaceae
Product: squamosa promoter-binding-like protein 1
Exons: 10
Coding region: 484-3573 (1029 amino acids)
Cellular component (GO): nucleus
Molecular function (GO): DNA binding; protein binding
Source: RefSeq, a predicted model, not a curated record
GUGUACUAGUCCCUCAUACCUCACUGAAACCCAAUUCAUCACACAAAUCGCAAUACCUAUAUUCUCUUCUCACGCUUCGCAUACGCAAUCUCUCACUAAUUCUCCUCCUCCGCCCAACUUCCCAUCUCCUCCUUUCAUCGCUCAUUCGUUACAAGUCCCUGUCUGUCUUGCUUUCAAGUUUCACGAUGUUUUGUUAUCGACUCAUGGAAUUGCUUUUCUCUUCUCUCUUUUUUGACGUCAUAAAUGGGUAUUCUGGCUAACCCUUCUUUGGAUACAUGGAUGUCUUGCUUUACUCUCUUUUUGUUUAGGGGGGGUGGGGUGGGGGGGCAUACAGAGGAUGCCUAGGACUAGGAUUGUCUUUUUUGAGUUUAAUUUCAGUGGCAAUUUAAGUUUAAGUUCGUGAUCUCUACGUGAAAUUUCGCAUUGAGAUUCUUUUCUUUUAUUAGUUUUUUUUCAUCUUGCAUUUCUGCGCUUUUGGUAAAAAUGGAGGCUAAGAUAAGAGGAAAGUCUCAUCAUUUCCAUGGUCCAGUGGUGUCGGAUUUGAAGGCUGUUGGAAAAAAGAGUUUGGAAUGGGAUUUAAACGACUGGAAAUGGGACGGCGAUCUUUUUGCAGCUACUCCAUUGAAUUCCGUGCCAUCAGAUUAUCGGAGUAGACAGUUGUUCCCUGUUGGACCUGAAAUUCCAGCAACUGGAGGUUUAUUCACCGGUUCAGCUUCUUGUUCUGAUAAUAAUGACCUGGGAUUAGAGAAAGAAAAGAGAGAAUUGGAGAAGAGAAGGAGGGUCGUGGUUGCCCAAGAUGAAGACUUUACUGAUGAUGCUGCUGGGUCCCUUAAUUUAAAGCUUGGUGGUCAAGCCUAUCCAAUUUUGGAUGAAGAUGCCAAGAGUGGAAAGAAGACAAAAUUUAUUGGGACUGCUUCAAAUCGUGCGGUUUGUCAGGCGGAGGAUUGUAGGGCUGACCUUACCAAUGCCAAGGAUUAUCACCGACGGCAUAAGGUUUGCGAUAUUCAUUCCAAGGCCAGUAAAGCACUGGUGGGAAAUGUUAUGCAGAGGUUUUGCCAGCAAUGUAGCAGGUUUCAUGUUCUUCAAGAGUUUGAUGAAGGGAAAAGAAGCUGUAGGCGGCGCCUGGCUGGCCAUAACAAGCGGAGGAGGAAGACACAUCCUGAAAAUGUUGUCAGUGGGGGCUCCUUGAAUGAUGAAAACGGUAGUGGCUAUCUACUGAUAAGUCUACUGAGAAUUCUUUCCAAUUUGCCUACAAAUAGCUCCAAUCAAACAAAGGAUCAGGAUCUGCUUUCUCAUCUAUUGAGGAACCUGGCCAAUAUUGCUGGUACAACUAGUGGAAGGAGCAUAUCUGGAUUACUGCAAGAAUCUCAAGGUUUAAUAAAUGCUGGAACUACCGUUGGGACUCUUGAAAAGGUGCCCAACAUGAUUAGAAAUGGUUUUGAAUCUGCCGGGCCUUCUACUUCAGCCUCUAAGAAAGAUGAUUGCACUAAUUCUCAUGACGCAGUGAGGCCUUUGGGCCAAUUUGGGACUCCACCUGUUUCUGAUUUGGCACAGAAAAGAAUAUUCAACAAUGAUUUCCAGGGUGGAAUUCCAGAAGCCAUAUCAGGUCCGCAGUCCACAGAAUUAUUCCCAUCAAGGUGCAACCUUCCAACCAAAGUAAAUGAAUCGGCAGCUGUAGUUGGGAGAAUCAAGUUCAAUAACAUUGACUUGAAUAGUGCUUAUGAUGGCUCGCAAGACUGUUCAGGGAACAUAGAGAGGUCUAUUGCCCCUGUAAAUCCAGUGACGGGGUCUGCCAGUUGCCCUUUAUGGGAACAGUCAGACUUUCAUAAAAAAAAUCCACAGAUGAGCGGAAACUCAGAUUCAACAUCCCAGUCGCCUUCAAGUUCGAAUGGAGAGGCUCAGAGUCGCACGGACCGAAUUGUUUUUAAACUCUUUGGAAAGGAGCCAAAUGAUUUUCCUGUUGCUUUGCGUACACAGAUCCUUGAUUGGUUAUCUCACAGUCCCACUGACAUUGAAAGCUAUAUAAGGCCAGGCUGUAUCAUAUUAACAUUAUAUCUUCGUUUGAGCAGAUCUCAAUGGGAGGAGAUCUGCCUUAAUUUGGGCACCAGUUUGAGUAUCCUUCUUAAUGCAUCUAUUGACUCUUUUUGGAGAACGGGAUGGGUUUAUGCUAGGGUACAGCAUUGUGUAUCCUUUAUUUAUAAUGGUCAAGUUGUUUUGGACACGCCCUUACAUCUAAAGAGCCAUAAAAGCUGCAGGAUCUUAAGCGUCAAACCUGUUGCAGUGUCUUUAUCUGAGAGAAUGCAUUUUCUAGUAAAGGGGUUCAACAUUUCCCGACCUACCACUAGGUUACUAUGUGCUCUGGAAGGAAAAUAUCUGGUCCAGGAAAAUUCUUGUUACUUAAUGGAUGGUGCAGAUGGAAACAAUGAUUGUCACGAGCUUCAGUGCUUAAGCUUUCCUUGCUCUAUACCAAACAUAACUGGAAGAGGCUUCAUUGAGGUAGAGGACCAUGGUCUUAGCAGCAGCUUCUUUCCAUUUAUAGUUGCGGAGCAAGAAGUGUGUAGAGAGAUCCGUGUGCUGGAGGAAGCAAUUGAGGUAGUUGAGGCUGCUGAUGACAUUCAUAAAAAUGCUGAGGGCAUAGAAGCCAAGAAUCAAGCACUGGACUUUAUACAUGAAAUGGGUUGGCUCCUACACAGAAGUCACUUGAAGUUUAGGCUGGGUCACUUGUAUCGCAACUCAGAUCUCUUCCCUUUCGGACGGUGCAAGUGGCUUAUAGAGUUCUCAAUCAAUCAUGAUUGGUGUGCCGUGGUGAAGAAACUCCUGGUUAUUCUUUUUGAGGGAACAGUAGAUACAGGGGACCAUUCAUCAAUUGAGCUUGCACUAUUGGACAUGAAUCUGCUCCACCAAGCUGUGCGGAGAAAUUGCAGACCUAUGGUGGAAUUGCUACUAAAGUUUGUCCCAGAUAAACCAUUUGGUAGACAAGGAGCAGAGCAAAAACAAGGUGUCAAUGGGAAAAAUAACAACUUCAUAUUUAAACCUGAUGUUGUUGGGCCAGCUGGGUUGACUCCUCUCCAUGUUGCAGCUAGUAAAGAUGGCUCUGAGAAUGUCUUGGAUGCCUUAACGGAUGAUCCUGGAUUGGUGGGAAUUGAAGCUUGGAGGACAGCUCGUGACAGUACCGGUUUGACCCCUAACGAUUAUGCAUGCCUGCGAGGCUACUACUCUUACAUGCAUUUAGUCCAGAGGAAAAUCAAGAAAUCAGAAAAUGGGCAUGUGGUGCUUAAUAUCCCCAAAAGCCUCCCAGAUUGCAGCACCCAAAGGAAAGAUGGGCUCAAAUCAUCGAAAAUUACUGGAUUGGAAAUUGGGAAGAUGGAGAUGCAGCAGCAUUGCAAGUUAUGUGAAAUGAAGCUGGCUUGUGGCCAAACAAGAACUUCAUUGGUUUACAGGCCGGCAAUGCUAUCUAUGGUGACCAUUGCAGCUGUUUGUGUGUGUGUGGCUCUGCUCUUCAAGAGUUCUCCUGAAGUUCUAUAUGUGUUCCAGCCCUUCAGGUGGGAGUUACUCAAGUAUGGAUCAAGCUAAAGAUAGUUGUGUAUCAAUUUUUCCAGCACUGGGUUGGACAUUUUAUUUUCUUCUUUCUUUUUGCCCCAGAAAAAAUAAGGUAGAAGCCCUAAUGAUGUGAAUAUGUAUUGAAAAUAGUUAAUUUUAAGUAAUAAUAUAGCAGGAAAAUAUUACACUA